GGGAGUAUGAAGUGUAGCAACUAAGAAGUGUGAUCCUGGUGUAUCCACAAUGGAUAAGAAACAGAGUGACUAAGAUUCUAACAUCAACCUUAAACCUUGUCCUUCAUAUUACACACAUUUCACCAACAUUAAUUCCCCCAAUCUGAAAUGUCAACCUUUGCAUUCACUUCUUUAUUCCAAAUCACAGUCUCAUCUUCAUCUUCAUCUUUGCAUGCUAUCAGAGCCUCAGCUUCUGAGUAUGUUCCCUCCCAACACACCCUUAGAAGGGAAUUCUUGAAGGGUGUUGCUGCUUUGAUGCCUCUUCCACUUGUUGUGCUGAUAGAGCCACCCCCUUCAGAUGCUAGAGAAGUUGAGGUUGGCUCCUUCCUUCCACCUUCACCCUCUGACCCUUCUUUCGUUCUCUUCAAGGCCUCUGCCAAGGACACUCCAGCCCUUCGUGCAGGAAAUGUGCAGCCAUACAAGUUUAUCCUCCCCCCGACGUGGAAACAGGCUCGUGUAGCAAAUAUACUAUCUGGAAAUUACUGCCAGCCUAAAUGUGCAGAGCCCUGGGUGGAGGUUAAGUUUGAAGAUGAAAAACAAGGAAAAGUUCAGGUAGUGGCUUCGCCCUUGAUACGCCUUACCAACAAACCAAAUGCAACAAUUGAGGACAUUGGGAGCCCAGAAAAACUGAUUGCUUCUCUUGGACCAUUUGUCACUGGAAACACUUUUGAUCCAGAAGAGCUCCUUGAGACUUCAGUUGAAAAGCUUGGUGAUCAGACAUACUACAAAUACGUGCUCGAAACACCAUAUGCUCUCACAGGCACACACAAUCUUGCAAAAGCAACAGCAAAGGGAAACACUGUUGUUUUGUUUGUGGUUAGUGCCAAUGACAAGCAGUGGCAAACUUCUGAGGAGACUCUAAAAGCCGUGCUUAAUUCCUUUGAAGUUUAGUUUUCUGUCAAAGGUAAAUAAGAGAAGUUUAUUUCUUUCUAGUUUUUGUUUAUACAAAAUUACUCAGAAAGAAUUGCAUUGGCCACCAUUUCAAUUUUUUGUGUUCCGAGGUUAAACUUUAACUUUUAACAGUCUGGCAUUUUUCUUCUUAGUAUAUACCUAAUUGAGUGAAUGACAUAUGUAUUGAUUA
Molecule: messenger RNA, 1120 nt
Organism: Glycine soja
Lineage: Eukaryota; Viridiplantae; Streptophyta; Magnoliopsida; Fabales; Fabaceae
Product: psbP domain-containing protein 6, chloroplastic-like
Exons: 3
Coding region: 148-930 (260 amino acids)
Source: RefSeq, a predicted model, not a curated record